AUGGCGGAUAAGGUUGUUCUGUAUAGCUACUUUAGAAGCUCAGCAUCUUGGAGGGUCAGAAUAGCUCUGGCAAUAAAAGGUGUCAAAUAUGAGUAUAGAGCUGUGAGUCUUGUCAAGGGAGAACAGUUCAGUGAUGAAUAUAAGAAGUUGAAUCCUAUGGGUCAGAUUCCUACCCUGCUCAUUGAUGGCCAUUGUCUAACCCAAUCUCUGCCUAUAAUUGAGUAUUUGGAAGAGAAGUAUCCUGAGCCUGCAUUGCUUCCCAAAGACUCAUUUGGAAGAGCUCAGGUCAGAGCAUUGGCAGAGAUCGUCAACAGUGGUAUUCAGCCCCUGCAGAAUCUUAGAAUUAUAAAGCAGGUUGGAGAGGGGCAGAGUGAAUGGGCAAGGCACCAUAUAGAAUUUGGUUUUAAAGCCCUAGAGGCAAUGAUGGCAAAUACAGCAGGCGUCUAUUCUUAUGGAGACCAGGUGACCAUGGCUGAUGUGUGUUUAGUCCCUCAAGUCUUUGGUGCCAAAAG
Candidula unifasciata is the source of this 512-nucleotide messenger RNA. The record is from the annotation of a GenBank genome assembly. Lineage: Eukaryota; Metazoa; Mollusca; Gastropoda; Stylommatophora; Geomitridae.